This is a messenger RNA of Paracoccidioides brasiliensis Pb18, 1395 nucleotides long. RefSeq lists its product as uncharacterized. The record is from RefSeq and is a predicted model, not a curated record. The transcript has a single exon. The coding region runs from base 1 to 1395 and encodes 464 amino acids.
AUGGCUGUUCGCCCUGCUCGAUCGCUGCUCCAUCCGUUCCCAGAACCACUGCCCCCUUAUACUCCACGCCAAACCGGCACCUUCGAUACAGAGACCUCCUCCAUCCAUUCCAAUGCCCCUUCUUAUGUCUCCGCGGCCCCAUCUUACCAUUCUGGUCCUUACCAUUCGAACAACAGAGGGAAUGAAUCUGCUACAGUAGUUAAUAAUGAUAAUUUUGCGAGGACAAACAACGAACCCUCCUCCACCUCGGUAGCCUCUGAAUCUGGAUCCGGAUCCGGACUCCUUUCUUCCCAGCAGUAUGCGCCUGGUUUCAGAGGCACGCCAGCAAGUUCCUCGUUGGGCAGCGGCCUGGGUCGGACGGGUAAGCUGACGACUUCUCAUCUACAAUCUCUAUACAAUGCCUCAGACUGGGUCCCGGUGGCCGGAGGACUACAGGCACGUCAUUAUCACAACGUCGCAAGACGGAGGGCAUCUCAGGCUUCUCAAUACGACAACCUGGCUCGAUCUACAUUGUCUUUAUUCCAGGGACUAUCUGAGGCUAUGAAUUCAAUUGACAUGAGUGAAAUCGAUUCCACAUCCUCUGCUCUGCGGUCCUCGCCUACCGCAAAUGCCAUCAGGGCAAGCCAUAACAUCCGGCGUUCUUCACCCAGUAUUUUGGGAAGUUUACUCGAAGAGAGCGUUGUCCAUCCUCGUUCACAGUCCCCCCAACUUAUGACGUCUGGAAGGAACGCAAGCCAGACGGACCUAGCUGAAUUGCCCGUUUCUCCACAUGAAGAUCCCGACCUCGUCGGUGAGGCCGCAGCAGCAAUGUUUCGUUCGCAACGUCUCUACAUUACCCACCAGCAACUAGAGAACUACAGCGUCGAGGCCCUAAGCAUCAAUCCGCUCACAGGUCGUCCGCACCAACUGCCCGUGACGGGGCGUCCGCUCCGAUAUAGCUCCCUCAUCACCCCACGCCCUGCAGGGCUAUCUACUCAUGCAGCAUCCCCAGAGGGACAGGACAGCAGACCAUCAACAGCCCCCAGCGCAACUACCGCGACUGGCACUGCUCAGACAGAGUACGGCGAAUUCUCCACCCCGCAGCUCGAUCGUCAAAUGACAGUCGUGCCACAGCAGCGUUCCGCAUCACACAUCCAAUUAGACGACGACGCCCUGUGCGCCCAGGAGUCGAAGACAUGGGACUUCAUGCUUGCGCAGAUGGCAGAUUGGGAGGAGCGGGAGCGUAGCUGGAAGAAAUUCAAGGACGAUAUGGAUAAGAAGUUGAGUUCUAGUAAGCUGGGAAUGGGGCUGGGAUGGGGCUCCUGGUCACUGUCUACGGGGGGGAAGGUAAAAUUGAAGAAAGCGCAGUUUGGCCAUGAGAAGAAGUGGAAGAGGAAGGUUGGGUUGGCGUCUUGA